This is a messenger RNA of Eucalyptus grandis, 3867 nucleotides long. Its product is annotated as probable disease resistance protein At4g27220. The record is from RefSeq and is a predicted model, not a curated record. Lineage: Eukaryota; Viridiplantae; Streptophyta; Magnoliopsida; Myrtales; Myrtaceae. Gene Ontology annotation, molecular function: ADP binding; protein binding. The transcript is spliced from 7 exons. The coding region runs from base 242 to 3565 and encodes 1107 amino acids.
UCCUCCUCUCUACCUUCCCUCUUCCUUAUUUCCUCUCGCCGUAUCCCACCUCUCCAAAUUUCCAUGCGAACGAGAUCGAGAUCGAGGGAGAAGAACUCGAGCGGGCAGUUGAAGCCGGGCCAUGGGAGUUUUGCUGUAACCGGAGUCGAGGGCGUGUGAUCAGGGGCUGAAGGAACAUAUCGACGCCAGAGAUUAGCAACUGGACUGGAACUUCAGUCCUCCUCAUUAGGAUUUGUCUAACAUGCCACGCCCACUGAAUGCAGAAGAGGAAGAACCCAAUACGGAGGUUCCCCAAGAGGAUUUGUCUAACAUGCCACGCCCACUGAAUGCAGAAGAGGAAGCACCCAAUACGGAGGUUCCCCAAGAGGAUUUGUCUAACAUGCCAUGCCCACUGAAUGCAGAAGAGGAAGAACCCGAUACGGAGGUUCCCCAAGGGGAAAUGCCGAGAGCAUUGGAUCCACUUUCAGUUGUUGAGGUUCUGCCUAAUAACAAGCGGAAGUCUAACUUCUGCGAGAAUGAGUACGUUGGAGACACGAAGAGGAUCAAGGCGCAGUUUGCUGGGGUAGGAUCAGAAGCACCAGAGGUGCUGAAGGGUGAAAGAGCAGUGGAAUCGAGCAAGAGACAAGGCAAUGAUGAAGGUUCAUCCAACCUCACACAGAGUUUGCAUCAGCCCUUGACUGUGGGCAGUGAAGUUGCUCGGUGUAAGACUUCAUUUGUUGCCAUGCCGUACCUGAGCUAUGGUGCAGGUUCGUCAGCCUUUCUUCCAUCGGCUGAGACGAAUUUUCCCAAUCAGUCUGGUUCUGCUUUAACCAACAUACCACGCCCGCUGAAUGCCAAAGAGGGAGAACUCAAUACAGAGGUUCCACAUGGUGCGAGAACGCAUCUUGGACUGGCUAAGAGUCAACGAGGUACCCGUGGGCUUGCCGACGCGAAUAUGACGUCUCUCAAAAGAAAGCUGGAAGAACUCAUCAGCAGUCGCCGAGCGGACAUGAACGAGCUGAAGUCGAAGUGGACGAGGACAGAAGAAGAAUAUGGGAGUGUGGUUCGGGCAAUCAGAGAAGGAAUAUCUUUUCCACCGGAGAAAGUAGCAGAGGUGGAAGGGCUGUGCAAAGAAGUCGAACAGAUUCUUUUAGUUCCAGGAAGAUUUCGGCAAGAGGCGACGGUUAGAUGUCGCAAAACAUCUCCCUCGGUGACAAUAGAAGAAUUAGUAGGCAAAGAAACUCUGCAGAAGGUGGAUGAGAUUGUUUGCUUUAUAAUGCAGAGCAAGGAUUUCGUAAUUGGUGUUUAUGGUAUGGGCGGAGUGGGCAAGACGGCCAUUUUGAGGAAUGUCUAUAAUAGACUCCUUGAGUAUCGUGCAUUGGAUGUAUUCUGGGUUGAUGUACCUCAGGAUUUUAGUGUUUAUGCGCUACAAGAAGCGAUUGCCAAUGCAGUCGGACUAGACAAUCUUUCAAAUGAGAAGGACUUGAAAAGAAGGGCGGGCCUAUUGUGUGGACAUCUGAAGGUGAAGAAGAGACCCAUCCUUAUUUUAGAUGGCCUUUGGAUGCACUUUGAAGUUAAGGAUGUGGGUAUUCCGGUUGGAAUGGGCAGACUACGGUUGGUAGUGACAACUCGAUCACUAGAUGUGUGUCGUAUGAUGCUCUGUCAAAAGCAAAUGAAGAUAGAACUUCUCAAGGAGGAAGAUUCUUGGAGGUUAUUUUCAAGGACGUAUGGCUUUGCGGGAGAACUAUCUGGGGAAGUUGGACAAAUUGCAAGGUCUCUUAUUAAUAGGUGUUCUGGUCUGCCACUUGGGAUCAUUGAGAUUGCAACUCGCAUGAGAGGAGCGGAAGAGCAUGAUUGGAGAUGCAUGUUGCAAAAUUUAGAAGACCUAAGGCUGGAGCUUGACGUGUUCAAGAGACUGCAGCUCAGUUACUUGAACUUGGGUAAUGAACAAGUGCAACAGUGUUUCCUGCAUUUAAUCCUUUGUUUUGGAGAUUUCCUUUCAGCAGAUGGCAGAAAGUUUUACAUAGAGUCUUUGAUAGAUGAGGGUUUGUUAGGUGGAAUUGCCACCAGGAAUAGACUGUACGAACGGGGUAACGAAAUAUUGGGUAAAAUAGAAGGGGCUGGCCUGUUGGAUUUUGAAGAAGGGGAUCGGUGUCUACACCCAUUGACAAGGGACAUGGCAUUGCAUAUGGUGCCGAGCACAACUCACAUGUUUAAGGCCAUUAUGGGUUUGAGAGAAAUACCGGAGGACGUAUUCUGGACCGAUCGUCUAGAGAAAGUCUUUUUACAUGGCAACAAAAUAGAAGAAAUCCCAUACGGCAUAUCGCCAAAUUGCCCUAAACUGACGAGGCUGUCUUUGGAUAGCAAUUCCACCUUGGCAGUCAUCCAUGGAUCUUUCUUUGGACAUCUAAAGGGGCUGACUGUUCUAGAUCUCAGCUGCACCGGAAUCACGGAAUUACCGGACUCCAUCUCUGAGUUGGAGAGCUUGGAAGCACUGUUACUGCAAGGUUGUUCCUCAUUGCGUUUUAUUCCUUAUGUAGGAAAGUUGCGAUCCCUAAGAAAGUUGGACCUCACUGAGUGUAGAAGUCUUGGAGAAGUGCCAGAGGGCAUGGAGAUGUUGGCAAACCUGAGGUGCCUCGCCCUACUUCUUGCAGAGAUCCAGACAUUACCGGAGGGAGUGUUGGGGAAGCUGGUGAACUUGCAAUAUCUCUCGAUUAAUGAGCUAAGGGUGGGAGAAGAGGUAAAAUUACUGGAGGUGGAGGAACUUUAUUGUUCUGUUUCCGAUGUGGAAACAUUCAAUGCAUGCGUGGGGUGUCUUGAGCGAAAUGGAUCCGCACGCUACAGGCUCAUGAUGGGUGAACGAAGCGGUGAGGUCCUUUGGUGUGGGAUUGACACUGAGAGGUUGUUACUCAUUGAUAGUUGCGACCGUAUCGCCGGGAGUGUAGAUGGAACAAGUGGUGAUGGCUGCGUUCUGCUUCCGGAAAGUGUGCAAUCAUUGGUAUUGUCCCGGUGUCAUAAAAUGAAGAGAGUGAUGGAAUGGGAGUGGCUGACUGCUCACCUUCCAAAUCUGGAGGAGAUUGUAACCAUUAGUUGUGAGAACUUAGAGGAGAUAAUACAUGGGCCAUUGCCAAGUGAAGCCACUUGUCGCCUUAGACAUCUUGAAGUAAAUGGAUGCAACAACAUGAAGAGGGUGCUGCUGACGCAAGACAUGGUGCUCCAUCUCCCUUUCCUCGAAGAUAUAGUAGUCCAAGACAGCAAGGGCAUAGAGUUGAUAAUGGGCACUGUUGCCAAAAUGACGUACUUCUCCUUCCCGAAGUUAAUGAACCUGGUUCUACAUAAACUUCCGGAACUGAAGAGUGUAUGUGAUGGGAUCAUGAGAUGCAAUUCCCUCCAGAGGGUUUCUAUAGACAAUUGUCCAAAACUGAAGAGGAUUCCUCUGCAGCUGCCCCUGCUUGACAAUGGGCUGCCUUCUCCUCCCCCUUCUCUUCGAGAGAUUCGGAUAAAUCGGCAGAUGUGGGAGUCGCUUGAGUGGGAUCAUCCCCUUGCCCGUUCUUCACUUGAACACUUAAUCAAGUUUCUUGACUGAUGAAAGCGAUGGAGGAUCCUUUUGAGUAUGAAUCGUCUUCUGAUGGCAGUGGACAUCAACCUCAACGCCAUUGCUACAUCAAUGUGCUCGAUUUAUGUUUAAAGUACCUCUGAACUUUGUGAUGACAUAUGGUUAAUUCAUGCCUUAUUUUAUAAUCUAUGAUAACUACGUCAGGUUUCUGGAGUCUUGGGUUUGUAUUAUCCCUUAUUUCUACCUCGUGAAACAUUUCUCUGUCCCCCCCCCCCAACUGACUCGUUUAAAGAAUUGAUGUGGAUAUGAAUUUGAUUGUCUACUACUUUAAA